This is a messenger RNA of Anthonomus grandis grandis, 2742 nucleotides long. It is a transcript of the gene dac, whose product is annotated as dachshund homolog 2. Lineage: Eukaryota; Metazoa; Arthropoda; Insecta; Coleoptera; Curculionidae. The transcript has 11 exons. The record is from RefSeq and is a predicted model, not a curated record. Bases 259 to 2598 code for a protein of 779 amino acids.
GGUACAGGUUGCGUUCAGUGCGCAGGCAUAGAGGAGGUCGAAUCUCACCCCGCCUCACUCGAUUUCGAGAGACAGACAAACAAUCGUCGUGGGCGAAUAGCCCAUUCUCCGAUUGUCGGUACGUUUCUACGGAUGGACUUUGCGACAUCAUCACUAAACGCGACGUGAAUAGUAUUUCAUUUGUGAUACUUAUAUAAUUGUAUAAGGGACUCUAGAUAAAGACAAGUGGCGCGAUUUAGACAUUUCGAGUGUUUGCGAAUGAUGAUGGACAAUUCCGGUGUUGACUCUGCCAGUGACCAUAGUAGUCACGCUUCUUCGAGUUCCCCAGUUAUCGCUAUUAAACCUUCUCCCUCGCCCACAACAAAUAACAAUAACAUCCCCAGUCACCAUCACCACCAGCAUCAGGUACACAGUCCGAGACAAGCUUCACCUCUAGGCCCUCCAAUGUCUAUGGCUCAUCCUUUAAGUCCGCCGCCGGUCACAAGUGCUUCUCUAGCAAGAAGCAUGGCUUUGGGACACUUGCCUCCUCCAGGUUUGGGACUGUUGAAUUCUUUGGGUGUAUUGCACAACCCCCUGGACCUUAUGGCACAUCACGCUCCACCGAGGCCAUACAAUUCACCACCGCCAAUCUCUACUUCUGAUCCAACAGCAAACGAAUGUAAGCUAGUUGAUUACAGAGGACAGAAAGUUGCGGCAUUUAUAAUUGCAGGAGAUACGAUGCUAUGCUUGCCACAAGCAUUUGAAUUAUUUUUGAAGCAUUUGGUCGGGGGGUUGCAUACGGUUUACACUAAACUUAAGAGACUCGAUAUCGUUCCGUUGGUUUGUAAUGUUGAGCAAGUACGAAUUUUGAGAGGACUCGGAGCAAUUCAACCGGGCGUUAACAGAUGCAAAUUGUUGUCAUGCAAAGACUUUGAUACUUUGUAUAAAGACUGCACUACUGCCAGUUCCAGGCCCGGCCGACCGCCAAAACGAGCCCCAGUUGGACUGAGUCUAGCAGCGUCGCAUCUGCAGCACCAACAGCUCAAAAAGCCUAGGAUGGACAAUGGCGAUUAUCCUUAUGAAAAUGGACAUAACAUGAGUGAUAUGGCAAGACUAGAAAAAUCACCGCUCCUAGCCAACGGUUACAAUCAUCCACCACAUCUUACUCACAUGCAGUUUAUGCAACUUCCGCAUCCUGCCGCUGCACACUCGGCACUGCUGUCACCUGCUAUGCCGCAUAACUUGAGUAGGCACGACGGCUCUAUUAUUAAAAACCAGGGUAUGCCUUCAAUGGAGGUGCUAGCCAGAUCUGGAAUAUGGGAAAACAGUAGACUAUAUGAAGACAUCGUAAAACAUCUUGAAAGGUUACGAGAGGAAAGAUGUGACUCAGAUAGGCCUAUUCCUUUGGAUCAGAAACCUAGAGAUUUGAGUAGUCCAAGAAACGUUUUUGUUUCAGGAUCACCAGACCAAAGUCCCGUAUUAAACUUAUCCAAAAGUGGUGGCGGAAGUGCAGGUUCUUUGGGUGAUAACGAACAUUCUGGAAGCGAAGCUGAUUGUCCAGAUGUACCUCCAUCACCGAGAUCACCCAGGUCGGCGGUGGACGAGGAGGAGGAUAAUAUUUCAGAGCCAGAACCUGAUGAGGAAGAGGAUAAGGAUCAAGAUAUGGAUGAUGGAGAUCUUCCUCUCCCGGUUGUGCCCGUUAGUGACUCGCAACAAGCCGCUCUAAACUAUUCGACCCUCGCGAGUGCAGUCGCAAGCGCUAACGGUCCAGUACCAGAUCCCGGUAUUUCGUCGACUGAAACCCUUCUUAGAAAUAUACAGGGACUCUUAAAAGUAGCUGCAGAUAACGCACGUCAACAGGAGAGACAGAUCAACUAUGAAAAAGCCGAGCUUAAGAUGGACGUCCUUAGAGAAAGAGAUGAAAAAGCCAACCUAGAAAAGCAACUUCACCAAGAACAAAAACUAAGAGAGACCUUUCAAAAGCGCUUACGCAGAGAAAAGCGAGGUAGAAAGCGACUUCAGGAGCAACUUGACGUAGAGCUUGGCAGAAGAGCCCAACUUGAAGAAGUAUUACGAACUAGUGGAGAAAGUGAGAAAAUUAAAAUGAUUAAUGACAAAGUUGCUCAGUUACAACAACAUCGUCAGCAAGCUGAUCCGCAACCAUCACAUAAUACCUAUCCUCAUAGCGUCCAGUCUCAGUCACUUCAGCAACCUAAAUCUGCAACUCCCAAUCAAAUUCUUGAAUCACCGAUGCGUCCGACUUCCCAAACCAUGCACCCAUCAACACCUGAGAUUUCAGAAAGGGUGGAUAGAAUUAAACAAGAAGUUGAGGAGACUCCACAGCAAUACAUAACGCCCAGAGAUAUGAGAGAUCAAAUGAGGGAACAGCCUCCUCCUCCACUAGUACCACAAGAAAACAAAUUAUGGGGUUAUAGUGGAUUAGAUUUGAUCAAUAACGGUGCGGCAUUUUGGCAAAAUUAUUCUGAAAGCCUUACACAGGAACUAGACAUGGAAAGAAAAUCCCGACAACAGCAGGCAGAAAGAGACCUUAAGUCCCCUCUACAGAAUCGUAAUGAAUAUUAUAAAAACUCAGUAAUGUUCACGGGCACUGCCACUUAAAUUACAAAUUCCCUUUAUAUUUUAAGGAAAAAUAUCAACUAAAAUUUAAUUUUGACGAUAUCAUUAUCACAUAAUAUACACGCCAAUAAUUUGUAAAUAUAAUAAAGUAAUAUAUUGUACAAGGGAUAAAAAAAUAUAAAAUAA